GGAAAUAAAAAUGUUAAAGCAAGGCAAUACCUCGGGCAGAAGGAACAAAGAACAAAGUCAUCACUGUUUUUCUAUGAAUUAAUUAUGAUGACGACCUACCACUACCACGUUCUUUAUCCCCCCCCCCCCCCCCCCCCCCCCCCCCCCCCCCCCUUUUUUUUUUUUUUGAAAAAAUAGUUAAAUUCUAGGAGGAAUCCUAAUCAAUAAUCUCGUACCAUUAUAAUCACCUUUUGAUCAGAUAAGACCACUUGUUCCACUCUUUUAUUCUUUUGGCUCUCUCUCUCUCUCUCUUUCAGCUUUCAGUAUCAUUUGACAAGGGGAUAGAUGGGGUCCGAAGGGCCUUCACCUGUGACAGUACACGUGACUGGUUUCAAGAAAUUUCAUGGCGUUGCUGAAAAUCCAACAGAAACCAUUGUAAGUAAUCUUAAAGAUUAUAUGAAGAAAAGGGGUAUGCCCAAAGGGCUGAUCCUUGGGAGUUGCAGCAUCCUUGAUACUGCAGGCCAGGGAGCUCUAGUUCCCUUGUACCAGACACUGCAAGCUGCUUUAAGCGGUGGUGACUCCGAAUCAUCCAAUUCCAGGAGAGUUGUUUGGGUACACUUUGGAGUUAAUAGUGGUGCCACAAUGUUUGCCAUAGAGAGUCAGGCUUUCAAUGAAGCUACUUUCCGUUGUCCAGAUGAGAUGGGAUGGAAGCCUCAGAAAGUCCCUAUUGUUCCUGCAGAUGGGGCAAUUUCGCGAACACGAGAGCUUUGCAGGGGUACCAACACUUCCGCUUUUGCUUCCCACUUGGGAAAUGACGAUUAUAAAUCAUGAUCUAAAAUAUUGGCUAGUUCAGGAGAUAAAAUGCUCAAUUUUCCAUCCUUAAAGAUUCUCUUUCCUUGUUCUGUCAUAUUUUGUCUCAACCUUCAAAUGCACUGGGAGUGGACAGAAAAGAUGGAGCCUUGACCUAUGUGGUUCUUUCUCUCUCCCAAGGAUGAAGAGUUUUGAUAGAAAUGUCUUCUUUAUCUCAAUUAUUAUUUGUAUAUUGAUAGAUGGAUAACAUCGCAAACCGCUCUUUCCACUCCGACCAUUGCAAGCAAAGAAGCUUCAAAAUACCAAGUAAAGAAAAAAGGGAAAUCUCCUAGAAAGCGGAACUUUUGUUUCUACUCUUUAUCUAUUCUAAAACCGAAAUUAGAACAAAGAGAAGAGGCAAAAUCUUAUUCUGUGGACCCCUUCCAUCAGAUUAUUUUACUAAUUGUAGUUCAUUCAAAAUAAUAAAGGAACUGGUUUAACAAAAGGGCUCUCAAAUGUGAACCAGUACCUUCUUGUAUACAGGUAACGAUUGCUCAUAAUUUUCCUGAUUGCAGAAGGCCUAAUUACUGAUUUUUGGUAUGCUUUUGAUUACCAUAAAACCUUCUCCCUUUUGGAGUCUGGUUAAUCAAAAGGGGAUACUUUCUCCGUUUUACUUUUUUGAAAAUUUACACUUUCUUGCCUUAUUAUUAUUGUGGGAUUACAAUGUUUAUUGAUAGUAUUAAGUAUAGUCUCGUGGAAACAGCUAUGAGGUAGUGGUAAGGUCUGCUGCGUACAUUCUACCCUCCCCAGACCCCAUUUGUGGGAACCUACUAGGUAUGUUUUUGUAUGGAUAGUAAUGGGCAUUGGUAUCUUAUUUCUAUUUAACUUUUAGUAGAAAUAAGAAAUAUAGAUAUUCCCAUGGUAGGAAUAGGGUACAUGUAUUAAGGAACAGAGGUAGGGUUUUAAUGCAGGUGAUAGACAAGGUUCUGGAUCUGCCCUAAUCUCAAUAGCGCACAAGCUAGGACAUUACUAUAUGAAUGAGAUGUCAUCCUAGUUAACAUGAAAAGCAAUAUCACGAGUUCCUAAUAUGAGGUGAUACAGUGCUGGUGAAAUUCAUGAUGAUUGAUGAUAUGAAAAGGGAAAAGGUAGACCUAACAUUAGUUGGACGGAUAUCAUCUUGAAACACUGCAUUCUCUAGGACUCCAUGUGCACUUAGCUGAGCACAGAAAACUGUGAAACUGAAGGAUUUACGUAGAUGCUGUCAACUAGUUAGAAUUAAAGGUUAGUCGUUACUAACGUACAAACAGAGUAACAGUUGGUCUAGUGUUUGUUAGGAGUCCAUUUUAGCUUGAUCAGAGAUUUGUACGUUAUUACAGGGGUAAGUGUGAAAUUUAAAGAACCCCUAGCUUUAGAGAACCUCUAGUUUAUCUUUAUAUUGAGUAUUUGAAUAGAGUCAAGCCAAGUAUAGCAUGCUAUAUGUGGAAACUUUAUUUGAACUUGGAAUUGAGGAGUAGGUGUUACUGCUGUUGUCUUAGUUUCCUCUUCCCUCGCUUGAAAAGUUCGAUAGCCCUUUCUUAAGACAGCUAUCUUUCUUCUCUUAAGAAGGCAAGACCUUUGAAGGCAAAAAAACAAAAUAAGGAUGAGACAACUGAGUAAAUAAGAAGGUUUUGUGGCCAACUAAUUAUAGCCAGUCUGCUGCUUCGGUUAUGGCUACAUAUGUAUAGCCUGGUGCUAUUGUUUGUGAAUGUUUUCCUUAUCUUUUACUUUCCUUCUUCUCCUUCAGGAAAAGGGGGUGCAGGGUGGGGAAGGUGGAGGAGGGAGGCAAAGAGAGGCCUCUCCACAACACCCUACAUCUGCCUGAGGUUGGUCUGUUAUUGGAAUUUAAAUCAGCAGCAACACCUAAGAAAAUCUGUGGUUACCUAGCAGUUGCUUUUUGAGCAUGUCUUCUGCUUAAUAAAGACCAGUUCUUCAAAAGUUGCGUGUGAUUAUUAAACUUUCAUCAGCCUGAUCCAAAAACGAAAAGCUGACAUCAUAAGGUGAUGUUAAUUUCUCAUACGUAUCUGUCAUGUACUCUGUUCACAAGGAUUUAUAGGCAGUACUUGGUUCUUGGAAGAGUUAACUUUUGCAGGGAAGUCUUUUAAUUAGUUUUCUUCCAUUAUCUAAAUUAACUAUUUCAAAAGCACCAAACUCCAAGCAUAGGCACCACUUCUUGGGAAAACGUGUUCAGCCCCAGUUCAUACUUGGUCUCACUAAGAAGAUUUAGUCUUUCUAUCCACAACAUUCUCCUACCCCCCUUCCAGCAAAAAACAUUUUCUUGUCCUGUCUGUCGGCAUUUUUCUAGAGCAACUCUUAAUAGGCUUCCUGGCUAGCAAACAGAUUCUCCUGGGAACAUUAGAGUUAGUUCUAUAAAGUAUUUGUUUCCUUAAAGGAGCAGGAGUAGCACGUUUUUCUGUUUAUUUCCUUGUUUUGACAUUCAAAAUGCUUAAGUAUUCCUCUGUUUUUAUCUUUUUUACGUCCCUGAGCAUUUCCUUGAGAGUGUUAUUGAUUUGUGAUUUCAUGAUAUACAAUCUAAGUCUAAUUUCUUCCCUUAAAAUUCCGAGCGCGUCAAAUUUUUAGAGAUUUUUAUUCAUUUACUUUUACUAAGAAGAUAUUCUGGUUUCUAGGGAUUAUGACUUUGUGAAAUAAGGUUAAUGCUGAAUCCUGGAUCACGUGGCUUCCUAUUCAAAGUUGGGCAAACAGUUUAUAGUUUUACAAAUGGGUAAAAGGAGACCAUAUUGUCGAAGUCCUUUACAAUAGGAAGAUCUCACUGAUUCCUCUGAACAUCUAGUUUCUGCCUUUCUGGAGAAAGGCAGUUUUUACUAGCAUCUUAUAUUUCUGCUGAUCGCGCUGAUUUCUCGAAAUAGCUGCAGGAACAAUAUAUUUUUGUUCGUCUUUGCACCUAUUGGAGUUUUUGCCACUUCUCUUAUACUGUGUUUGCCCUUUGUCUAGACUUCUCUUCCCGUGGAAGAAAUGACCAAGGUAUUAGCAAAGAUGGGAUAUGAAGUGAUGAUCUCUGACGAUGCAGGCCGGUUUGUAUGCAAUUAUGUAUACUACCACUCCUUGCGUUUUGCGGAGCAGAAUGGCGUCAAAUCACUAUUUGUACAUGUGCCCCUCUUCCUAACUAUAGACGAGGAGACACAAAUGCAAUUCGCCGCUUCUUUGCUCGAGCUAAUCGCCACUUUAUACUAAGUCCUUCCACUUCUGUGUCCGGAAGUGUGUUUGCCUUGUUAUUUAUGCUGUGUAUGCAGAAGAAAGUUGAUUUGGAUAUAAAUGUAAUGCUUUAAUAAACAAUGAACUCUUUUUAAGUGAAUGGCAAAUGCAUAUGGUAUGUCUA
Messenger RNA from Capsicum annuum, 4141 nucleotides. Its product is annotated as pyrrolidone-carboxylate peptidase. The record is from RefSeq and is a predicted model, not a curated record. Gene Ontology annotation, cellular component: cytosol. Gene Ontology annotation, biological process: proteolysis. The transcript has 5 exons. The coding region runs from base 325 to 810 and encodes 161 amino acids. Gene Ontology annotation, molecular function: pyroglutamyl-peptidase activity. Lineage: Eukaryota; Viridiplantae; Streptophyta; Magnoliopsida; Solanales; Solanaceae.